GGAAGGUGAUAUGACAUGUCACACUGCCAAUAAAUGCUGGAAAUGUUCUAAAUGUAGGAAAACCUUUGCUUCUAAGAGGAAUUUCAAACAACACAUGAAAAUACACACUGGAGAGAAGCCCUUUGCCUGCUCAGUUUGUGGGCAAAGAUUCUCCCGAAAGGGAAGCUUAAAAAUACACACAAGAACGCACACUGGUGAGAAACCUUUUGCCUGCUCACUUUGUGGUCAAAGAUUCUCCCAAAAGGAUAGGUGUGUAUUUUUAAUACACACAAGAACCCACACUGGUGAGAAACCUUUUGUAUGCUCAGUUUGUGGUCAAAGAUUCUCUCACAAGCGACAUUUGACAGGUCACACAAGAACCCACACUGGUGAGAAACCUUUUUCCUGCUCAGUUUGUGGUCAAAGGUUCUCUGUCAAGAGUUACUUAAAAAUACAUACAAGAACACACACUGGUGAGAAACCUUUUGCAUGCUCAGUUUGUGGUCAAAGAUUCUCCCAAAAGGAAACCUUAAAGAUACAGACAAGAACCCACACUGGUGAGAAACCUUUUUCCUGCUCAGUUUGUGGUCAAAGAUUCUCCCGAAAGGAUAUGUUAAAAAUACACACAAGAACCCACACUGGUGAGAAACCUUUUGCCUGCUCAGUUUGUGGUCAAAGAUUCUCCCGAAAGGAAAGGUUAAAAAUACACACAAGAACACACACUGGUGAGAAACCUUUUGUAUGCUCAGUUUGUGGUCAAAGAUUCUCUCACAAGCGACAUUUGACAGGUCACACAAGAACCCACACUGGUGAGAAACCUUUUUCCUGCUCAGUUUGUGGUCAAAGGUUCUCUGUGAAGAGUUACUUAAAAAUACACACAAGAACACACGCCAGUGAGAAGCCUUUUGCAUGCUCAGUUUGUGGUCAAAGAUUCUCCCAAAAGGAAACCUUAAAAAGUCACACAAGAACGCACACUGGUGAGAAACCUUUUGCCUGCUCAGUUUGUGGUCAAACCUUCUCUCAGAAGGGAACCUUAAAAAGUCACACAAGAACGCACACUGGUGAGAAACCUUUUGCAUGCUCAGUUUGUGGUCAAAGAUUCUCCCUAAAGGAAAGUUUAAAAAUACACACAAGAACCCACACUGGUGAGAAACCUUUUGCAUGCUCAGUUUGUGGUAAAAGAUUCUCUGAAAAGGGACAUUUGACACGUCACACAAGAACACACACUGUCGAGAAACCUUUUGCCUGCCCAGUUUGUGGUCAAAGAUUCUCCCUAAAGGAAAGCUUAAAAAUACACACAAGAACCCACACUGGUGAGAAACCUUUUGCAUGCUCAGUUUGUGGUCAAAGAUUCUCUCAAAGGGGACAUUUGACAGAUCACGCAAGAACACACACUGGAGAGAAACCUUUUUCCUGCUCAGUCUGUGGUCAAAGGUUCUCUCGUAAGGCUCUGGUUAAGACACACAAGUGUCCUGGUGAGACAAGCAGUGAUCAAUAAGUUUUUAAUGCAAAUGUAAAUGUUUAAUAUAAAAGUAAUGUCUAUGUUACUGACAUAAAUCUACAUGCUUGUAUUCUGUGUACCAGCUUUUAUUGUAUGUAUCUUCUUCUUGUCCAUAUAGUUUCUGAAAGCCCCGUGAGUGUUGAGAAUGAACACUGUUGCCAAAAUACUUAAAAGGGACAAGUUAAAGGUGGUGGGAAAGAGGGCGGCUGUGGAUCAGUUGAGCGGGUCGUCCAGUGACCGAAGGGUCGCCGGUUCGAACCCUGGCUCCGACUGUCCGUAUGUGGAAGUGUCCUUGGGCAAGACACCGAACCCUAAUUUGCUCCCAGUGAGCCUGGCAGCGCCUUGCACGGCAGCAGCCGCCCAGUGGUCAUCAGUGGAAUCAUUUCCUGAUAAAAUAUUUGAUUUUCAGUCGCGUUGGAAAUCUCUGGCACGAGGCCGAUUCAAUACAUACAGUGGGAACUGAAAGUAUUCAGACCCCCUUUCAAUUUUUCAGUUAUAUUGCAGCCAUUUGCUAAAAUCAAAGGGUCGGAAUACUUAUGGCUGUGUGAUAUUUCAUCCAUCCAUCCAUCCAUUUUCUGAGACGCUUCUCCUCACUAGGGUCGCGGGCUGUGAUAUUUCAGUUCUUUUUUUAAUAAAUCAGCAAAAAUAUCAACAAUUCAGUUUUUUUUUCUGUCAAUAUGGGGUGCUAUAUGUACAUUAAUGAGGGAAAAAAUUAAGGGAUUUUAGCAAAUGGCUGCAAUAUAACACAGAGUGAAAAAUUUAAGGGGGUCCGAAUACUUUCCGUACCCACUGUAUGUGUGUAUGUAUCGAUCAAAUAUAUGUAUAGAUCACAAAUUUGUUUCUGCAGAUGGCAUUGUGUGACAGAUGUGGACUGUCAUAAUGUCGGACGACCCAUAACGAAGGUCUCCUGUCCCGAAACUGAUCUGAUUUGAGCUUAUCUGAUCCAUAAAAGCUAGUUUGAAGCUGUCAUGAGUAGAAAUGUCUGCAUAUAUUUUGGUGAUGAUUGUUGACAGUUGUGGGACAUGAAGCCACGUUUCUUGGGUUCAUGCAUGAGGCUUGGCAGGAUGUGGUGCUCGCCCGGCGUGUUUGUGUCAUUUUAAUGAUGUCGUCCGCAUCCAUCCCAAUCCAUAAGUUUGCGUUUUUUAUUUUUUUUAUUUUUUUGAAGCACAUUAAAUUCGUGAUUGAACAUAAUUUCGGGGUACGAGCUGUUGUUCAUGUGAUGCAAUGAUAUAUGACAGCAAUGUAAGAUAUACAACGUAAUACCAGCUUGAACAAGGCGGUGUUUGGAAACUCAAGCAAUUUCCUGAAAAGUUGUCAUUUUGAAGGUGAGGGGAUUCCACCUGACAGCUGCGAUAUACAAAUAUGACCAAUUACUGCCACUUCAUAGUAUGGUACAUUCCUUUUCCCACACCAGCUAUGCCAGUGCUUUUCAAUUUUCAAUUUUGUUGAUGAAAAAGGGGUGUUCGAAAGGGAAUUAGUUAUUUACCAAUUGCUCCAAAAUGUAUUGAUAUUAUUGGAAAUGAGUGCCAGUUUCAUUUUCUUGAGCAUGCAUGCAUUUUGUCCAAUGUUUUAGUGAUGUCAAUAUCAAAUAAGUGAAUGAUUGAUUGAAAUAGACUGUAAAAAAAACUGACUUUUGGUUUUAAACUGUAACGUGAUCCUGAAUAAAGUACACUGCUUAAAACAGUGA
Phyllopteryx taeniolatus (common seadragon) is the source of this 3167-nucleotide messenger RNA. Its product is annotated as gastrula zinc finger protein XlCGF57.1-like. Lineage: Eukaryota; Metazoa; Chordata; Actinopteri; Syngnathiformes; Syngnathidae. Bases 11 to 1477 code for a protein of 488 amino acids. The record is from RefSeq and is a predicted model, not a curated record. The transcript has a single exon.